AUGGCGUCCCCCCAACGUCAACAACUGCUUCCUCACAACACAGAGGUGAGCUGCGACUCCAGCGGCGAGGGCGUCUCGGUGAAGAUCGGCGGCAGCGUCAAACACAAGCACGGAGGCGGACCGUUGGGCUUCACGGCAGGGUCCAAACACUGCAAGUACAGCAUCUCCUCCAGCUGUAGCUCCGGGGAGUCGGCGGUCAAGAGGACGUUGGUCAGGAACUUCCGCUCGCAAAAGCGGCUCCCUCAGCUUUUUGAGAGGUCCGCCGGUCACUUCUGGGAUCCUAAGUUUGACUCGUCCAUCCUGGAGGAAGCGUGCAGAGAACGGAGUUUCCCUCAGAUCCAACGGCGUUUUCGCUACGUCCUCUUCUACCUGUCUGCCGCGGCUCUUCUCUGGGGAUUUUACUUCGCUGCUAACCCAUCCCGUUGCAACAAGAUUGUCUUUCUAAUCCCGACUAUGUCCUUUCUUCUCUUCUGCUUUCUCCUCUUCCUUCUAACUUUGACCAAGUUGUACUCUCACUGCUACAAUCAAGCGUCUCUGUUGCUCAUUGUUGUCACCUUCAUGCUAACCCUAGCACCUCAGAUCCAGACGUCAAGCUUCAGAGAUCCAGAGACUGAUUUGUUAGAUGUGGAUAACUUCAGCAGUUCUACACAAAACCUGUCCUACCUAAAGAGUGUCGAGGGUAGCACCUGCGUCUCAGCUGUUGGAACCUUCUCGCUCUGUAUCGAGGUUCUCCUGUUGCUCUACAGUGUUCUUCACGUUCGUCUCUUUGCUUCCGUCCUACUCGGGUUGCUCUAUUCCGUCUGUUUCGAGAUUUUGGGUUGGUUCCAUCUCACCCAGACUGAGGGUGGCUUGAGUUUAACACCGGAAAAUGACCUGGAUACUCUUCGAUGGUUGGGACCAGCGAAAGCCUUGCUCCACCUAUGUGUCCACGCCAUCGGCAUUCACUUGUUUAUCAUGUCUGAAGUGCGAUCACGCAGUACCUUCCUGAAGGUGGGACAAGCAAUCAUGCAUGGGAAGGAUUUAGAGGUGGAGAAAGCGUUAAAGGAGCGAAUGAUCCACUCCGUCAUGCCCAGAAUCGUAGCAGAUGAACUGAUGAAGCAGGGUGACGAGGACUUGGGUGAUAAUUCGGUGAAGAGAUACUCCACAAGCGGCGCGGCGGCUGUUAUCUCUAGCCCCAAGAAUAAUAAACGCAAGAAAACCUCCAUCCCUCGAGGUCAGAUUAUCUUUAGACCCUUCAACAUGAAAAGGAUGGAACCCGUUAGCAUCCUCUUUGCUGAUAUCGUGGGUUUUACCAAAAUGUCCGCCAAUAAAUCCGCCCACGCACUGGUGGGUCUUCUCAACGACUUGUUUGGACGUUUUGAUAGACUCUGCGAGUUGACCGGCUGUGAGAAGAUAAGCACCCUCGGGGACUGCUACUACUGCGUAGCCGGGUGUCCCGAACCUAGACCGGACCACGCGUAUUGUUGCGUGGAAAUGGGAUUAGGCAUGAUCCAGGCCAUUGAACAGUUCUGCCAGGAGAAAAGGGAGAUGGUCAACAUGAGGGUUGGCGUCCACACCGGCACUAUCCUGUGCGGGAUCCUCGGUAUGAAGCGCUUCAAGUUUGACGUCUGGUCCAACGAUGUCAACUUGGCUAAUUUAAUGGAGCAACUGGGAGUGGCCGGGAAGGUGCACCUAUCGCAAGCUACCGCUAACUUUCUGGACGACCGCUACAAGCAUGAAGAUGGGCAGGUCAUUGAGAGAAUCGGGCAGAGCGUGGUGGCGGAGCAGCUAAAAGGCCUGAGGACCUACCUGAUUUCUGGACGCAAACUGGAGAAGCCACCUCCUUGUAGCUGCUCCCAGUCGGCGUUGUCGGCCUCUGAGCACGCCGACGUGAGGUGCUGUUUGCAGGGAGCGCACCCUUCGGAUGGUACAACGUCAGCCUCAAGCCUCCCCAAGCCUCCUUGUCCAGCCUGCAGUGUGGUCAUCAUAGCAGGGGAUGACAAAGUGCAGGAAGAAGGUGACAUGACUCAUGGCUACAACGAUGACCACAAGACAAGUAACGGCAAGGACUCCUCAGGUCUGAAAGGGAUGACCGCGAACCGUGGGUCCAAGGCGCUGAAUGGCCUACUGAGUCCCAGGCUGGAACCACUGAACAACAGCCAAACGUCCCUGUGCGAGAUGCUGCAGGAGAAGGAGAAGAAGACGUGGGCCGUAGGGGCUUUAGGCAUGGACCACUCGGCGCUCAUCCCGCUGCGUUCGAAGAACUUCCGAGAGAGAAGCGACGCCCACUUUGUGGACGUCAUUAAAGGGGACAGCUUGAUGAAGGACUAUUUCUACAGACCGCCUAUUAACAAGCUGUGCCUCACUUUUCUGGAUAAAAGCCUGGAGUCCGCCUACCAGAUAAGCUAUCAGGAGGAGGUGGAGACGCAAGCAACUGCGCAGACCUUUGCCAGCCCGACAUUCAGCUCUUUCCUGGACAUGCUGCUGUGCUCAUCUGUGUUUCUGGCCUUAUCGCUAGCCUGCUUCCUUCGCCCUGUCGUCUCCCAGCUGAGUCUACCCACGCCGGCUCUCAUCGUGACCGCCGUGGCCACCUUUCUGGAGGCCCUGGCACUCUUGUUUGCAAUACACAUGGCGUUCUAUCUAGACGGCGCUCUGAAGUGUACCCGAACGCUAAUGAAAGCCGUGUCAGGUUGGAUCCCGCGUCACCUCAUGGGGGCCGUCACGGUGUCCCUGCCUGCUCUGGCUGUUUUCUCCCACGUCACCUGUGAUAUGCAUCACUCCAUUCAGUUCACCAUGUUCAUCUGCUGCGCUGUGAUCAUUGCUAUCAUUCAGUUUUGCAACUCUUGCCAGCUCAGCUACUGGAUGCGUUCAAGCUUAGCGACUUUAGUUGGACUGGCGCUUCUUUCGCUGCUCGUCACGUCUCCCUGCAGAGUUGCUGCAAAUCUUUUUUUCUGGUUGGACAAGCAGAACAACAGUACCAACAGCUCAAUAAUCCAAUUGGAGACACCAGACGAAGCCCACUUCAAAGACCUUCUGGUCCCCGAAGCUUGCGUGGCAUUUUUCCUGCUCCUCCUCCUGGUUUGGUUCCUCAACCGCGAAUUCGAGGUGAGUUACCGGCUCCACUACCACGGCAACGUGGAAGCGGACCAGCACCGCAUCAAGAUCCAGAACAUGAGGGACCAGGCCGACUGGCUGCUCCGCAACAUCAUCCCAAUCCACGUGGCGGAGCAGCUGAAGGUGACGCAGAGCUACUCCAAGAACCACGACAACGUGGGCGUGAUUUUCGCCAGCAUCGUCAACUUCAGCGAGUUCUACGAAGAGAGCUACGAGGGCGGCAAGGAGUGCUACCGCGUCCUCAACGAACUGAUCGGCGACUUUGACGAGCUGCUGCGGACGCCGGCGUUCGCCAACAUCGAGAAGAUCAAGACCAUCGGCGCCACCUACAUGGCGGCGGCGGGCCUCAACGCUCAGCAGUGCGCUGACGCCGCCCACCCUCAUGCUCAUCUGCGUGCACUGUUUGAAUUCGCGUUGGAAAUGAUGCGCGUGGUGGACGACUUCAACAAGAACAUGCUGGGCUUCGGAUUCAAGCUCCGCAUCGGAUUCAACCACGGGCCGCUCACCGCCGGAGUCAUUGGCACCACUAAGCUGCUCUACGACAUCUGGGGCGACACGGUCAAUAUCGCCUCUCGCAUGGACACCACCGGCGUGGAGUGCCGCGUCCAGGUUAGCGAGGAAAGCUACUGCGUGCUCAGCGGCAUGGACUACGACUUCGACUACCGCGGCACUGUCAACGUCAAGGGCAAAGGACAAAUGAAGACCUUCCUUUACCCCAAAUGUGGCGACAGCGGCCCAGUCCCUCAGUACCAGCUGUCCGUGUCCCCGGAGAUCCGAGCGCAGGUGGACGGCAGCAUCGGACGCUCGCCCACUGACGAAAUAGCUAGCAUGGUGCCCGCUGCCACCAGCGGCAGCAUGGUGCCCAGCGCCAGCGCCGGAUCCUCCGCCAGAACGGGGCUCGACGGGCUUCAGUGGCGCCCGCCCGCGCAGGCCUGUCACGCCAGGCGAUCCGUGUCGCACGGAGGCCUCACGUCUUUGCACGUCAACAACCCAGAGGGACCGCCUUCGGGCGCCGGUAGGAACCGGUUAGUCGUCUCGGCGGUUGUCAAGCCCAUGAGUGCGUCCCAGACGGACAAACAUCAGGAUUCCAACAGACUUUAA
Nerophis lumbriciformis (worm pipefish) is the source of this 4194-nucleotide messenger RNA. The record is from RefSeq and is a predicted model, not a curated record. NCBI's taxonomy places the organism in Eukaryota, Metazoa, Chordata, Actinopteri, Syngnathiformes, Syngnathidae.